AUGGCUAAUCGGUCAUCGGCCAAUGGAACUGCAAAUCUCGCGAAACUCGCGAGAUGUGCGAGCAGCGUCGGCGACAGUGGGAUCGAUAAAACCAAAGUCGGAUGGACCAGUCCCCGAGAGAUCUGGAGGAACUUGUCGUUGCGAAGAAAAGUCGAGUUGCAAAGUAAACGCGAGCUGUUCUUCAAGUCCGAAUCGGUCAGCAGCGGCGGGGUGAGCGCCUCGGGUUUGCCCAACGCUGCGCCGCCCGCUCCGCCGCUCGCGCCCUCCUCCAUAAAGGACGCCCUCGCGAAGCGCGCGGCGACGCUGCCGGAACCGCAGGAGAAUAACCACGGCGAGCCGAACGGGACGGCCCCGAACAAAUUGAGCAGCAGCGCGUCCGUGGACGCGGGAAAGCCGAACUCGGCGCCUCAGAUGCCCGCGCCGCCGGUGCCCGCGACGGCGCCGCCCGCCGCCCCGUUUAGAAGCACGGAAAACAUCAUAAAGAAACCAGAUCACCCACCGGUCGCACCGAAACCGGAGCUGCCUAAAAUAGAAAAACCCAAGCCCAAAGAACUAGAUGGAUACGUCGGUUUCGCUAACCUGCCCAACCAGGUCUACAGGAAGGCGGUAAAGAAGGGUUUCGAGUUCACGCUAAUGGUCGUCGGUGAAACCGGCUUGGGAAAGUCGACAUUGAUUAAUUCGUUGUUUCUGACGGACGUGUACGAUAAAGACAAACACCCGGGGCCUUCGCUGAGAGUCAAGAAGACGGUCGGCGUGGAGACGAGCGUGGUGCUGCUCAAGGAGAACGGCGUGAACCUCACGUUGACCAUCGUGGACACGCCCGGAUUCGGCGACGCCGUCGAUAACAGUAACUGCUGGCAACCGAUCAUCGACUUCGUGGAAUCCAAGUACGAAGAGUUCCUGAACGCGGAGUCCCGCGUGACGCGGCAGGCGGCGCCGCCGGACACGCGCGUGCACUGCUGCCUGUACUUCGUCGCGCCCAGCGGCCACGGCCUCAAGCCCCUCGACGUGGAGUUCAUGCAGCGGCUGGGCGACAAGGUCAACAUCAUUCCGGUCGUCGCCAAGGCGGACACUAUGACUCCGGAAGAAUGCAAAGAUUUCAAAGAGCAAAUAAUGAAGGAGAUAGGCCAACACAAGAUUAAAAUCUACGACUUCCCCGAUAGUUCGGGAGAGGAGGGCGACGCGGCCGAAGCUACGAAGGCUCUCAGGAGCAGAGUUCCUUUCGCCGUGGUCGGGGCCAACACCGUGAUCGAGCAGGACGGUAGACGAAUCCGGGGACGGAAGUACCCGUGGGGCAUUGCGGAAGUCGAGAAUCUGGAGCAUUGCGACUUUCUGGCGCUACGCAACAUGGUGAUACGGACGCACCUGCAGGACUUGAAGGACGUCACGAGUUCGGUCCACUACGAGAACUACAGGUGCCGCAAACUGGCGGGGCUGUCGCACGACGGGAAGCCGCACAGGAUCAACUCCAACAAGAACCCGUUGGCUCAAAUGGAAGAGGAGAAGAGAGAGCACGACCUGAACAUGAAAAAAAUGGAAAGUGAAAUGGAACAGGUGUUCGAGUCCAAAGUCCGCGAAAAGCGUGCUAAGUUGAAGGAGUCGGAAGCCGAGUUAGCCCGACGGCACGAGGCGACGCGGCGCGCUCUCGAAGCCCAGGCCCGGGAGCUGGAGGAGAGGCAACGCGCUCUGCAGGCGGAGCAAUCCGCUUGGGAGAGGGAGACCGGCCUCUCGCUGGACGACCUGCGCCGCCGAUCGCUCGAAGCCAACAGCAAGGAGACGAUGGACGGCAAGGACAAGAAGGACAAGAAAAAGAAAGGCCUGUUCUAA
Molecule: messenger RNA, 1827 nt
Organism: Leptosia nina
Lineage: Eukaryota; Metazoa; Arthropoda; Insecta; Lepidoptera; Pieridae
Source: the annotation of a GenBank genome assembly